Molecule: messenger RNA, 1001 nt
Organism: Rhodofomes roseus
Lineage: Eukaryota; Fungi; Basidiomycota; Agaricomycetes; Polyporales; Fomitopsidaceae
Exons: 3
Source: RefSeq, a predicted model, not a curated record
CGAUGACCUCUCCGAGUCGCCAAGCACCCAUCCUCUCCUUCUUUGCACGCCUCGCCCUCCCGUCUGUACGCACGCUUUCUGACGACGCCCCCGCUCGCUCUCUGCUCCUGCACGCACGCGUGUUCCCAGCACGACCCAUAAACAUCACGAACGUCCUGGCCACGCUCGCACCAUACCAGACCGCAGCACUUCACGACCCAUCACCAUUGCACACCACGUCCGCCUCCACCUCCUUCCAGCCCGCCUUCGCAGCCCAGCAGCCCUCCCCGUGCGCCCUCCAUAUAGCCAUCGCCGUGGCAGGCACACAUGCACCCGAGCCCGAGGAGCAGACCGCCCACCCCCUGCGCUCGCGCGGGCAGCACGGGCAGCUUGCGGACGCGGAGGAGGAUCCCUCGCACAGCGAGCAUGGCUCGGACGACGCGCACGCCGCCGCUGCGCCGUCCGAGUCGAUCGCCGACGCGAUGACCCACGGGCCCGGCCCACACGGCGGCCUCACGCGGUCGCUCACACACAAGGAGCGCAAACUCAUCAACCAGCUCGACCGCCUCAGGUUUCUCCUCGUCACCGUGCCCUCGCGCUGGUCUGGCAAUGACCCGUCUUCCGCUGCGGCUGCUGCCGCGGGCCUCCUGCCGAACUCGGACUACGUGAGUUGAGUACUCUGGGACGGCCUCCACCAUAUCACUGGUGUCGUGCGCGCGCUCGUGUUCCAGUUCGAGGCGUUUGGCCGGCCGGUGCGAAAUACGAAGAAGUUUGAGGUGAGUUGCUUACACGCAUUAUUCUUCGCCCACCCACUUGCGUGCACGAUCGCACGGAUGCCCGCGCAAUCGUGCAUCUGCCCGCUCGGACGCAUGUUUGUACGCUUGGUACCCGCCCGCUCACUCACCCACUGAUCGACUCAACCGCGAACCCACUUGUGGACCCACGAACCCGCGUUACCCGCACGCAACCCGUACUCGCUGCGGCAAAUCUGUACCCGGGCGGGUGCGCUUAUUAGUAGUACA